This is a messenger RNA of Salvelinus fontinalis (brook trout), 666 nucleotides long. RefSeq names its product posterior neuron-specific homeobox (gene pnx). Gene Ontology annotation, molecular function: RNA polymerase II cis-regulatory region sequence-specific DNA binding; DNA-binding transcription factor activity, RNA polymerase II-specific. Gene Ontology annotation, biological process: cell differentiation; regulation of transcription by RNA polymerase II. Gene Ontology annotation, cellular component: nucleus. The transcript is spliced from 2 exons. NCBI's taxonomy places the organism in Eukaryota, Metazoa, Chordata, Actinopteri, Salmoniformes, Salmonidae. The record is from RefSeq and is a predicted model, not a curated record.
AUGCAGCCAGAAAAGUUGUCACAGGUUAGCAGAACCUCUUUCUCUGUAGCAGACAUCAUGGAUCCGUCUAAAUUCACUGGGUGUCCAAGCAGUACCCAUCCGAGCCAUGGUUCAGCUGCUGAGAGUGAUGCUGCAAGACAGACCACAGGUGGGGCAGCCAUUCCAGAAGGCCAUUCCAAGAGAGUAGAAUUCCCAAGUGGUCCAGCAGCCAGUAAAUGCUCCAUCACAGUGGACUCAGCGGAAAGGGAGACUAGCGAGUCUCACCCUGCAUCUAUGUGCCGUAGCCUGGAGAGGUCAAAGGGCAAGUCACGGCGGGUUCGGACAGCGUUCACCUUGGAUCAACUACACAUUCUAGAACAUAGUUUCCACAGCAGCCACUACCUAUCUGUGUUCGAGCGCUACGCCAUCGCCUUGAUGCUCUGUCUCACAGAGACUCAGGUUAAGAUCUGGUUCCAAAACCGACGCACCAAGUGGAAGAAAGAGUGUGAGGGGAAAGGGCUGCAUGAGCAGCAGCUCCAGUGUGGGGUCAGAUACCCCUAACCUCCUCCUGUCUAUCCUACAACCCUUCCACUGUACAACAAAAUGCAUUUUCACCAGGGACCACAGAUUCAAAUGUUCACGCCACCAACCUUCCUCACUCCACAAUACAACCAUCAUCAAUUUUAG